UAAAACCCUACACCUCCCAGUACUCUUCGUUUCGAACUUCGCAGCGAGAUGGAAGAGGAGGUCGAGAAAAUUGGGCGACAGCAGCAGUUGAAGGAGAAACCGAAACGAGCACCGCCGAAACGUUUCGUCAAAAACCAAGUACCGGAUUCGGUUCUCAACGACGCCGCCCUCAACGCUGCCAUAUCCCUAUUGCCGGCCAACUACAACUUCGAGGUCCACAAGAGCGUUUGGCGCAUUCGCUCCACGGGCGCCAGGCGCGUCGCUCUCCAGCUCCCAGAGGGUCUCCUUAUGUACUCCCUCAUUCUCUCCGAUAUCUUCACUGCUCACGCUGGCGUUUCCCACUGCUUCGUCCUCGGCGAUGUCACGUAUGGAGCUUGCUGCGUUGACGACCUCUCUGCAACAGCGCUCGGGUCGGACCUCUUAAUUCACUACGGCCACAGCUGCCUAGUACCUAUUGAUGCCACCAAGAUUCCAUGCCUCUACGUCUUCGUGGACAUCAAGAUCGACGUUGACCGCCUCAUCAACACCGUCAAAGUGAACUUUGGUGGCACCGAGAAUGUAAAAAAUGUCGUUCUUGCAGGCACUAUUCAGUUUGCGUCAGCAAUACGAGCGGCAAAAUCAGCUUUGGAGAGUCACGGAUUCAUGGUUUUGAUUCCGCAAUCGAAGCCCUUAUCCGCGGGCGAAAUUCUUGGUUGUACAGCUCCAAAGGUUAAGGUUUCUUCGAGCACAUCUGAGAGCGAGACGGUUGUGGUAUUUGUGGCUGACGGCAGGUUCCAUUUGGAGGCGUUUAUGAUAGCAAACCCAGGUAUUAGGGCUUUCAGGUAUGAUCCUUACAUUGGGAAGUUGUUCUUGGAGGAGUAUGAUCACAAGGGGAUGAGGGAGACGAGGAAGGGAGCCAUAGAGAGGGCGGCUGGGGAGGCAAGGAGUUGGGGAAUUGUGCUGGGAACCCUUGGGAGACAAGGGAACCCGAGAAUCUUAGAGAGGCUAGAGAGGAAGAUGAAGGAGAGAGGGCUUAAUUACAUUGUCAUCUUGAUGUCGGAGAUUAGUCCUGGGAGGAUUGCUCUGUUUGAAGACUCAGUAGAUGCUUGGAUUCAGAUUGCUUGUCCACGACUUUCCAUUGACUGGGGGGAUGCGUUUCAGAAGCCGCUUCUGACACCCUUUGAGGCGGAGAUUGCUCUUGGGGAUUUACCUGGGUGGUGGGAGAAGAGUUCAGUGGAAAAUUCAGGUUGUCAGAAGGGCAAAUCCUGUUGUGGUGGCUGUACUUGUGGGGAUGCAAAUGGUUUGGAAGAGGCUUUUGUUGGGGACUAUCCGAUGGACUAUUAUGCUCAGGAUGGUGGAGAAUGGAAUUCUUUCUAUGCUAAGAAAUCUCCACGACCUAUUCGGAGGUGGUUUAACUCCAAUGGUGCCGUUUCCUAACAUUCGCACUUGACAACAUUGCAACAAUCUGAUUAGUGCUAAAUUUUAUCUAGGUAAUAAAAACUUCACUUGAAGAAUUUUUUGGCAGCCUAAGACGCCUCCGGUAGUGGUUUUUUCUAUCUGGGAUGCAUCAUGCUAAACGAUUCUCGCUUUUUGCAAUUUCCAAAGUAGAGAUUGGAACUUUGCAAACAGAUGCUAUUUGUAUGAGCAGAAGGAUUCCCCUGCAUGGAACUGUUUCACAAACAUGGCAUUUGGUCUCUCAGGGGCUUCAAAUGGGCUACAAACAACUCUCUUUAUCGGACUGACUGCUUGGAAGAUAGUCUGCAGUAUCCAAAGGAAGAGGAAAACUCUAGUCAUCCUUAUAGCCAUAUUUGGCAAUGAAAACAACGUUAGGACUUUCAAAGAUAAACAAUUUUUGAACAAUUUUGAAUUGGCAGUUGUUUGAAAUUGGGAAGCAUGGUUUGGGGUAUCAUUUCAUGUGGUCAGACAAUUCCGUAGAUAUUGUAUUAUGUGGUUUUCAGUUGAAGUGUCUCUAGAGCGUGCAAUUUUUCUUUUCCGACAUACAUUUCAAGUGAUGAAAGUGGUGUGAAUUGAUUGUUGUAUCAGAAUUCAUUGUUCUUUUUUCUUUGUAAGAUCAGACUUUAUUCUUGGAGGUUAUUGAAGUGGAACACCGAUUUGGAAGUGGAACACUGAGUUGAGCUGGUGUAGCUUCUGUAUUGAUGCAUUCUGUAAUUGAGUUCAGUUUCAUUCUCUA
Messenger RNA from Tripterygium wilfordii, 2170 nucleotides. RefSeq names its product 2-(3-amino-3-carboxypropyl)histidine synthase subunit 1. Gene Ontology annotation, biological process: protein histidyl modification to diphthamide. Lineage: Eukaryota; Viridiplantae; Streptophyta; Magnoliopsida; Celastrales; Celastraceae. Bases 49 to 1416 code for a protein of 455 amino acids. Gene Ontology annotation, molecular function: 2-(3-amino-3-carboxypropyl)histidine synthase activity. The transcript has 2 exons. The record is from RefSeq and is a predicted model, not a curated record.